UUUAAAACAAUAUAAUUGGUUUUCAAAAAGUUCAAGAAAAUGUUUGUGCAUGUUUCCCUUUGUUGGCGGAAUUGUUUCUAUUAACCAGUGGUUCUCAACCUUGGCUACACAUUGGAAUCACCUGAGAAGUUAACAAUACUAACAAUUCACAGAAUCUCUUGGGGAGAUCUGAUGAGGCCUUGGCAUCAAUAUUUUUUAAAAGCUCUGUGAGGUGACAGGAAUACAUCCAGGGAUGAGAAUGACUGCUAUGUUGAAAGGAAAUGUCAGAUCAGCCUGAAUCUAGCUUAUCACACAUGUGAAUAGGCAGACUUUGCAGAUGGUGAGAUUUUAUUCUAGGAUUGUGGAGGCCUUGACAAAUUUGAGGGACUCGUACCCAGUCUGAAAAGGACUCAACCCUAAAGACUGAUCACUGGAGAUUCCAUCGUUAGUGCUGAGGCAGUAUGGGAUCACGUCACCAUGGCCAACCGGGAGUUGGCAUUUAAAGCUGGCGACGUCAUCAAAGUCUUGGAUGCUUCCAACAAGGAUUGGUGGUGGGGCCAGAUCGACGAUGAGGAGGGAUGGUUUCCUGCCAGCUUUGUGAGGCUCUGGGUGAACCAGGAGGAUGGGGUGGAGGAAGGGCCCAGUGAUGUGCAGAAUGGGCACCUGGACCCCAACUCAGACUGCCUCUGUCUGGGCCGGCCACUACAGAACCGGGACCAGAUGCGAGCCAAUGUCAUCAAUGAGAUCAUGAGCACUGAACGUCAUUACAUCAAGCACCUCAAGGACAUUUGUGAGGGCUACCUGAAGCAAUGCCGGAAGAGAAGGGACAUGUUCAGUGAUGAGCAACUGAAGGUGAUCUUUGGAAACAUUGAAGACAUCUAUAGGUUUCAGAUGGGCUUCGUAAGAGACCUGGAAAAACAGUACAACAAUGAUGAUCCCCACCUCAGUGAGAUAGGACCCUGCUUCCUGGAGCACCAAGAUGGAUUCUGGAUAUACUCUGAGUAUUGUAACAACCACCUGGAUGCCUGCAUGGAACUCUCCAAACUUAUGAAGGACAGCCGCUACCAGCACUUCUUUGAGGCCUGUCGCCUCUUGCAGCAAAUGAUUGACAUUGCUAUCGAUGGUUUCCUUUUGACUCCAGUACAGAAGAUCUGCAAAUAUCCCUUACAACUGGCUGAACUCCUCAAGUAUACUGCCCAGGACCAUAGUGACUACAGAUAUGUGGCAGCUGCUCUGGCUGUCAUGAGAAAUGUGACUCAGCAGAUCAAUGAACGCAAGCGGCGUUUGGAGAAUAUUGAUAAGAUUGCCCAGUGGCAGGCAUCUGUCCUAGACUGGGAGGGUGAGGACAUCCUAGACAGGAGCUCGGAGCUGAUCUACACUGGGGAAAUGGCCUGGAUCUACCAGCCCUAUGGCCGCAACCAGCAGCGGGUCUUCUUCCUGUUUGACCACCAGAUGGUCCUCUGCAAGAAGGAUCUGAUCCGAAGAGACAUCCUGUACUACAAAGGCCGCAUUGACAUGGAUAAAUAUGAGGUAGUUGACAUUGAAGAUGGCAGAGAUGAUGAUUUUAAUGUCAGCAUGAAAAAUGCCUUCAAGCUUCACAACAAGGAAACUGAGGAGAUACAUCUAUUCUUUGCCAAAAAGCUGGAGGAGAAGAUACGCUGGCUCAGAGCUUUCAGAGAAGAGAGGAAAAUGGUACAGGAAGAUGAAAAAAUUGGCUUUGAAAUUUCUGAAAACCAGAAGAGGCAGGCUGCAAUGACUGUGAGAAAAGUCCCUAAACAAAAAGGUGUCAACUCUGCCCGCUCAAUUCCUCCUUCCUACCCACCACCGCAGGACCCGUUAAACCAGGGCCAGUACCUGGUCCCGGAUGGCAUCGCUCAGUCGCAGGUCUUUGAGUUCACCGAACCCAAGCGCAGCCAGUCACCAUUCUGGCAAAAUUUCAGCAGAUUACAGGUGGCAUUUCUUGGAGUCUAUGAAGGGGUCAAGACAGAGCACACCUGAUCAAGAUCAUCAGCUGCCUUCAAAUUAUUGACCUGGACAGGAUCCAAGGCUGACCAUAACCUCUUAAAGGAAAGAACAGGAAUGGGCAUGGAAAGAGGCAGCCCUAGCCCAAGAUAUAUACCUGCAGUUCCUACCACUCCAGUUAUAUGAAAUUUCCCCUAUUGUUAACAGAUUGCAUGGACAGUCUUCCGUGACUCCUGCCUUUUCCUCUCCCUGUUGUCCUUCAUUCUCCUAUUCUCCUGGCACAGGAAAAUUACUGCUAUUAGCAUAGUUAAAGAACUUCUGUCACUCUAAGAAAGCCCUAUGUCCAACAUUCUCCCAUCCCAGGACAUUUGAAGUAAGUAAGUGAGGAGCCCAGUGAGGCUUCCCUAUGGAGAAAAGAUCUGAGGUAGAGACACUACCCUCAGGCUCAUAUUUUGCAGGCUUUAUACUUAGGAAAAACUAACUUCUCCCACUAAAAGGCAGGGUCCCUAUGGGUGCAAGAGUACCUGUUCUUCCUCCCCACAUAGCCCUUUAGGUGGGCAGACCUUGAACAGCAAGAAUAAUGGAGUACAAAGGAGUAAGAAUGGGCCCUACUAUGAAGAACCACUCUAGUGAGGAAUCUGGAAAUUUUGAGUCUGUUCUGGACCCCAGGAGAAAACUGUCAUGAAAGGACUUCAGCUUACUGAGCAGCAGCCAUGGCUACAUGAAGCCCUCAGCACAGCUAACUUGAUUGCUGCUCUAUGCCUCCUGACCCAGACCAGGCCCUGCCCAGCCUAGGAAUUAUUCCUCUUUGGGAAUCAAAUUACAAGCUCUUUAUGCUGCCAUUCCACCACAUUCAAAUCAGACUUGUGGAGUAAGUCAAGGGUAAGCCUGAGCUGGGCAGAGGGCUGGGGCUCGGGACUGGCCACAACUGCUCAGCAAAUGACCCAGCUACUUAAGCCUCCCUUGGCAAGGAACCUGGUACCCAGUGCCUAAGCUAAAAUGGUCUCCCUGGCAAACAGCAUGUGUUUCAGUAACUGUGUAGGCCUCCCUUAAGUAUACAUCCUUUUCCUACUUUCCGUUCCUCUCCACUAGGCUUAAUCUUGACGUUUUUCUCCAGGGACUAGGAAUAAACCAAGAGCGGAUGGUUGGCCAAGUCCCUGGGCCUACAGCAUCUCUUAGCCAAGCCUCCUUGUCCUCCCUCCAUUCCCUUCCCCCUGAGCCUGUGACCAGAGCUCCAGGAUCAGGGAUGUUACCUCUUGCCACCCACCUCUCAUCUACCCAAACCACUGGCCUCACCAGAUACCAAGAACUUGUGAAAACAACAAGAGAUCAGUUCACCAUUGGUUGGAGUAUUCCCCAGCCUAUGGCAGCAAAGCAGACCAGUGACCAACAGCCCCAAGGGGAGCCCUAUUACCUGGGAUCAGGGUCCAGGUCUAUUCUGUGCCCCACAGCAGUGCUAUCCCCAAGAAUUCUGUAAAUCUCUUCUAUGUGUGCAUGGCCCCCAAGCUCCCCUUUCCUCAACUCAAUGAGGCCUGGAUUUGCUCUCCAAAAGGCUUUGCUAGUGUAUUUUUUGGGCCCUGCUGUGGGAUGCUCCUAACACAGAAAUCUAACUCCUCUUUCUCCCUCUAUCCUCUUCUCUCUGUGUGUAUAAAUCUAAUGGAUUUAUCAACGACAGUGACAAGAGAGUUCUAACAAUUCUAGUGUGAAGCCAAAUAGUGAUCUUUUAGUGCUUUGGGGCUGGGGUGGGCUGGGGUGGAUGGAUGGGUAACAGUGAUUUUGAUUACCCCUGCUGCUCUGCAUUUGCCAGUUUAUUAUUUUGUUUCUUCCGAAUGUUUGACGCUGUCAAACAAGUGUCAAAGUUGUGUGUUUAAAAAAAUGUUUAUCAACAAAACUAUGAUGUUGUAAUGACACAAAGCCUUAUGAAAAUAUUUAUGGAGUUCAAUAAAAGAAGUAAAAAGACA
This is a messenger RNA of Nyctereutes procyonoides (raccoon dog), 3902 nucleotides long. It is a transcript of the gene ARHGEF9, whose product is annotated as Cdc42 guanine nucleotide exchange factor 9. The transcript has 11 exons. The record is from RefSeq and is a predicted model, not a curated record. Lineage: Eukaryota; Metazoa; Chordata; Mammalia; Carnivora; Canidae. Gene Ontology annotation, molecular function: guanyl-nucleotide exchange factor activity; protein binding. Bases 457 to 1977 code for a protein of 506 amino acids.